GCGGAUCCAUCGGGAAGGAUGAGGAGGUCCGUUUAGGCAGGAGCAGCGGUGUGAGCGCCGGAUAAUUAUUUCAAGCUGAAAUAUUGACGGAGAAGCGACGUGGACAGUGGCAUAGAGCGCACCCUCCGCAAGUUUGCCGACGACACCAAAGCAGUGCGGGGCGGCUGACACGCCGGAGGGAAGGGAUGCCAUCCCGAGGGACCUGGACAGGCUGGAGAGGUGGGCCCAUGCCGACCUCAUGAAGUUCAACAAGACCAAGUGCAGGGUCCUCCAUCUGGGUCGGGGCAAUUCCAAGCGCCGAUAUGGGCUGGGCAGCGACUGGCUUGAGAGCAGCCCUGAGGAAAAGGACUUGGGGGGGCUGGUGGACGAGAGGCUCAACGUGAGCCGUCAGCGCGCACUUGCAGCCCAGAAAGCCAAUCGUAGCCUGGGCUGCAUCGGGAGAAGCGUGGCCAGCAGGGCGAGGGAGGUGAUUCUCCCCCUCUACUCCACUCUCGUGAGACCCCACCCGGAGUCCUGCGUCCAGUUCUGGAGCCCCUACUACGAGAGAGAUAUGGACGUGCUGGAGCGUGGCCAGAGAAGGGCCAUGAGGAUGAUCCGAGGGCUGGAGCACCUCUCCUAUGGGGACAGACUGAGAGAGUUGGGGUUGUUCAGUCUGGAGAAAAGAAGGCUCCGAGGAGACCUUAUAGUGGCCUACCAGGAUCUUAAGGGGGGCUACAGGAAAGCUGGGGAGGGACUUUUUAGGAUGUCGGGUAGUGGUAGGACUAGAGGGAAUGGAUUAAAACUAGAGCUGGGUCGAUUCAGACGGGGCGUUAGGAAGUUCUUCAUCGUGAAGGUGGUGAGACACUGGAACAGGUUGCCCAGAGAGGUGGUGGAAGCCCCGUCCCUGGAGGGGUUCAAGGCCAGGCUGGAUGGGGCUCUGAGCAACCUGAUCUAGUGGGAGGUGUCUCUGCCCAUCGCAGGGGGUUGGAACUAGAUGAUCUUUAAGGUCCCUUCCAACCCUGACAAUUCUAUGAUUCUAUGUUGGCUGCGUGCGGCUCUGGGACCGCGCAAGCCCACUGGCCACACGUGGUGCGGGGGACGAGGAGGAGAUGUGGGUCCCCACCGUCCGCUCACCCCAGGCGUCCAUCAUGGGAUGCCGCAUCAGCAUGGCACGGCCCCGUGCUGGCUCUACCUGUUGCGAGGCUCACGCCGGGUUGUGGAUGUUGGAAAGGUCCUGCCAUGCAUGUCCCCAGCGCCGGUGACCCUGCCGCCACCAUCAGCUCUGUCCCACGGAGACCGAUGGGAUGAGGUGAGCCCAGAA
This is a messenger RNA of Chroicocephalus ridibundus (black-headed gull), 1300 nucleotides long. RefSeq lists its product as uncharacterized. The record is from RefSeq and is a predicted model, not a curated record. Lineage: Eukaryota; Metazoa; Chordata; Aves; Charadriiformes; Laridae. The transcript is spliced from 2 exons. The coding region runs from base 239 to 934 and encodes 231 amino acids.